AUGCGUCUGAUCAAUGUCAACACCUUCAAGCUGAAAGAGUUCUUCGGCGCUGAUACUCCGCACUAUGCCAUACUCUCACACCGAUGGGAGAAAGAAGAGGUUACCUUCCAGGACUUGAUGAGUGGGCGAGGAAAGACUAUGCUUGGGUGGAAGAAGAUUGAAGGCUGCUGUCAAAUGGCUUCGCGCGAUCAACUAGAGUGGGCUUGGGUUGACUCCUGCUGUAUCGACAAAACCAGUAGCGCCGAACUCUCAGAGGCCAUCAACAGCAUGUUUCGCUGGUAUCGCGAUGCGGAAGUUUGCUAUGCGUACCUUUCUGAUGUUUCGGGUCCUUUGGAGUGGACAUUUGGGGUGAAUAUGCACCCUAGGAUGAAGAUGCAGGACUUUCGUUCUAGCAAGUGGUUCACGAGGGGGUGGACGUUGCAGGAAUUGCUCGCCCCGGACGAACUCAAGUUCUUCGAUAAAGAUUGGGAGGAGAUGGGAACAAAAGAGAGCCUUGGUGAAACACUUUCUCAAGUGACGGGUAUCAAAUAUCUGUUCAAUUUCGAGGAUGCGAGUGUGGCUCAGAAGAUGAGCUGGGCGGCGGAUCGAGUAACUACCAGGCUUGAGGAUCAAGCUUACUGCCUCUUGGGCAUAUUCGGCGUCAACAUGCCGCCACUAUACGGAGAAGGGCCUGGUGCUUUUCUCAGACUGCAGCUUGAGAUUAUGAGGAUCUCAAGCGAUGAGUCUCUCUUCGCCUGG
This is a messenger RNA of Hyaloscypha bicolor E, 738 nucleotides long. RefSeq names its product HET-domain-containing protein. NCBI's taxonomy places the organism in Eukaryota, Fungi, Ascomycota, Leotiomycetes, Helotiales, Hyaloscyphaceae. The transcript has 2 exons. The annotation marks the transcript as partial. The record is from RefSeq and is a predicted model, not a curated record.